AUGGCUUUUCAACCCACCCCGGCGGAUAUCUCCGUCGCCAUUACCACCCCCACGGCAAGCUCCAGUGCCGAGCCACGCUUGUUAACAGAGCGUCGCAUUACUCCAACAUGGACUGUCAUGCAGCUCAAAGGCAAACUUGAAACCAUGACCGGCGUGCCUCCCAGCAAUCAACGACUGCUACUCAAGUCCCCAGGUCGCCCCGAUCAAUGGGUUGAAGGCGAUAACACCAUCAUCGGCGAUUGGGGUCUGAUGAAAGGCUGCGAGAUCGAGGUGCAUGACUCUCGUCCUCAAUCGGUCCGGCCCAACUUCAGCGACCUAUCGUCCGUUGAAAAAUAUGUUCUUCCCACGUCCACUUACGAAUCGCUCUCGAACUCGGUUUUGGCCUGGAAGAAGAACCAGAAACUUGGCCGGUUCGAUCCAAAUGCUCUAACGCCAGAGGAGUCUCUGCGCCAACAAUCAGUGAAAGAUGCCGCCGAGAUCCAACAACGGGGUAUUGCCGUUACUCAACGUGCCAUUGUCUUGCCAUCGUCCCCGCCCCAUAUUCGCCGAGGCACUGUUCGCUUUAUUGGACCCGUGCCUACAAUUCCUCAUCCUGGCGUGGACCCUAAAAUUGCGCAACUGGAUGCUGGGGCUCUUCCUCUAUGGGUUGGAAUUGAGCUCGAUGAGCCGUUAGGGAAGAACGAUGGCAGUGUAGGCGGCCAGAGAUUCUUCACAUGUCCGAAUAAGACGGGUGUCUUCGUGAAACCCGAGAAAGUCGAGGUGGGAGAUUUCCCGCCGCUUGAAUUCGAUGACUUCGAUGAUGAGUUGAUGGAGGAGAUAUGA
Molecule: messenger RNA, 822 nt
Organism: Aspergillus ibericus CBS 121593
Lineage: Eukaryota; Fungi; Ascomycota; Eurotiomycetes; Eurotiales; Aspergillaceae
Product: TBCB family protein
Exons: 3
Coding region: 1-822 (273 amino acids)
Biological process (GO): cytoplasmic microtubule organization
Cellular component (GO): nucleus; cytoplasm; microtubule plus-end
Molecular function (GO): microtubule plus-end binding
Source: RefSeq, a predicted model, not a curated record